GUAAAAAGAGGAGGACGUGGCUAAACAGCACAUCACGCAUACUGUAAAAUGCUAUUGGCCCACUAUACAAGGACUCUAGCAUCAAUGUAUUUUUUUACAAGUGUUACAUGCAGGCAUAUGUAAAUCCGCAAAAUCACAACGGAUCUGGGGAAGUUAGCUUAAGGUCUUAGCAAACAGGUCUUAGGAAAACUUAGGUCUUAGCUAAACCUUAGAUUUUAGGAAACCCCCCCAAGAGGCCCAGCAUGCCGGAGCAGAGCAACGACUACCGUGUGGUGGUGUUUGGGGCUGGCGGCGUGGGCAAGAGCUCCCUGGUCCUCCGCUUUGUCAAGGGCACCUUCCGGGACACCUACAUCCCCACUGUGGAGGACACCUAUCGUCAGGUGAUCAGCUGUGACAAGAGCGUGUGCACCCUCCAGAUCACCGACACCACGGGCAGCCACCAGUUUCCCGCCAUGCAGCGCUUGUCCAUAUCCAAGGGCCACGCCUUCAUCCUGGUCUACUCUGUCACCAGCCGCCAGUCCCUGGAGGAGCUCAAGCCCAUCUACCAGCAGGUGCUUGCCAUCAAGGGCAGCGUGGACGCCAUCCCUGUCAUGCUGGUAGGCAACAAGAGUGACGAAACCCAGCGUGAGGUGGAGACCACGGAGGGUGAGGCGCAGGCUGCAGCAUGGAAGUGUGCCUUCAUGGAAACCUCUGCCAAGAUGAACUACAACGUCAAAGAGCUCUUCCAGGAGCUGCUCACCCUGGAGAAGAAGAGGAACAUGAGUCUGAGCAUCGAUGGCAAGCGCUCCGGCAAGCAGAAGCGUGCCGACAAGCUCAAGGGCAAGUGCAGCAUCAUGUAGGGAGGGAGAGUUGAUGCCUGACCCUUAGAACGAAAGACUGGGGUUGGGGAGGGUGGUGGUGGUGCAAAGUGUAGAUGUUCUUGAAGAGAGUCACUUCAAGGAAUGGAGGGAAGGUAGGGGUGGGACGGAGCUCGUCUGAGAGGGGUUAUUUUAUCCCAACA
This is a messenger RNA of Oncorhynchus gorbuscha (pink salmon), 1000 nucleotides long. RefSeq names its product GTP-binding protein Di-Ras1. Bases 243 to 839 code for a protein of 198 amino acids. The transcript is spliced from 2 exons. Gene Ontology annotation, cellular component: plasma membrane. The record is from RefSeq and is a predicted model, not a curated record. Gene Ontology annotation, biological process: signal transduction. Gene Ontology annotation, molecular function: GTP binding; GDP binding; GTPase activity. Lineage: Eukaryota; Metazoa; Chordata; Actinopteri; Salmoniformes; Salmonidae.